Molecule: messenger RNA, 354 nt
Organism: Tricharina praecox
Lineage: Eukaryota; Fungi; Ascomycota; Pezizomycetes; Pezizales; Pyronemataceae
Exons: 4
Coding region: 1-354 (117 amino acids)
Source: RefSeq, a predicted model, not a curated record
AUGAUCGAGAGAGGGGAGGAGUAUGAUGAUGAGGAUGACGGGGAUGAGGACGAGGACGAGGACGAGGACGAGGAUAAGGAGAAUGAGGAGGAUGAGGAGAAUAAGGAGGAUGACGGUGAGGACGACGACGAGGAGGAGGAUAAAAGUGGAGUCUUCAUAUCAGUGGCCAUCCAAGGGCUAAAACUGAUAUCUGAGCAGGAAGAGGAAGAGGACGAGGAUGAGGAGUGGGAGGAAUGGACAUCUGAGGAGAAGGAGUGGGAUGAGGAGGAAGGGAAUGAGGAGGGGGAGAAGGACGAGGAGGACGAGGAGGACGAGACCGAGCAGGAUGUGAGAGUACUGUUCCGCUACAUGUGA